This is a messenger RNA of Ipomoea triloba (trilobed morning glory), 644 nucleotides long. Its product is annotated as transcription elongation factor 1 homolog. Bases 118 to 384 code for a protein of 88 amino acids. The transcript has 5 exons. Gene Ontology annotation, cellular component: transcription elongation factor complex. The record is from RefSeq and is a predicted model, not a curated record. NCBI's taxonomy places the organism in Eukaryota, Viridiplantae, Streptophyta, Magnoliopsida, Solanales, Convolvulaceae. Gene Ontology annotation, biological process: transcription elongation by RNA polymerase II. Gene Ontology annotation, molecular function: RNA polymerase II complex binding.
AUUGAUUUUCCACACGUUAAAAGUUGAUGGGUAUUUUUUCAUCUUUCACUUCGCAGUUUCACUGAGGUCAAGGGCGAGUAAGCUACUUUUUCUGGGUAUCAAGAUCGAGCUUGAAGCAUGGGGAAGAGGAAGUCUAAAGCAAAGCCGCCUCCAAAGAAGCGGAUGGAUAAACUUGACACUGUUUUUAGCUGCCCAUUUUGCAGCCAUGGCACCAGUGUAGAGUGCCGCAUUGACAUGAAAAACGCGAUUGGGGAGGCAAUUUGCAAUAUUUGCCAAGAAAGCUUUAGCACAACUGUCACAGCUCUAACAGAGCCUAUCGAUAUAUAUAGCGAAUGGAUUGAUGAAUGUGAGCGAGUCAACAAUGUUGAAGAUGAUGAUGCAUGAGGGUUCCUAGUACCUUGCCCAAUCUGUCUAAUGCAGUGCAGGCUUUGUACUUUGCAGCAACCAUAAAUGUUUCGAAAACCGCCCUAUAGGCUUAAAUCCCUGUUAGUCAAUAAUUCCAGGUUUCACCAUUUCAGCACUAUGUAAUGGGAUUCCUAGUUUCUGAACUCCAAUAAAUUAGCUUGUCUUACAGGCCUUCUUUAUAUCAAGGUAUUAAGUUACUCUGUGUCAUUAGAUAAUUUUAUCAUGCCAUUUGGGUUGAA